Molecule: messenger RNA, 7772 nt
Organism: Anarrhichthys ocellatus (wolf-eel)
Lineage: Eukaryota; Metazoa; Chordata; Actinopteri; Perciformes; Anarhichadidae
Gene: sipa1l3
Product: signal-induced proliferation-associated 1 like 3
Exons: 24
Coding region: 1846-7131 (1761 amino acids)
Biological process (GO): regulation of small GTPase mediated signal transduction; epithelial cell morphogenesis; establishment of epithelial cell polarity
Cellular component (GO): cytoplasm; plasma membrane; Golgi apparatus
Molecular function (GO): protein binding; GTPase activator activity
Source: RefSeq, a predicted model, not a curated record
UGUGUGAGUGACGCAUUUACAUGUGCAUGCAUGGAGUUUUUGGGACAUUUUAUUUUGCUGAUUUUCAUUUUAAUCAAGCAAUAAGAAACCCAGCAUGUCAAACCGUGAAACAUCUCAACAAAAUACACAAAUGCAUUAAAAUAAAAAAGAAGUAUAUUUUAAAAAUAUGCAACACACCUUUUAUGAAAUAAUUCUUGUCAGUUUUCUGCACAUUUCAUCACAAGACCACAUUUAGAGUGAGAUAUCCAACUAUUCACAAUUCCCAGAGUGACUCUAACCUGCAGAAUCUGAUCCCUAAUCCGGAGAGUCGAGGUGGGCGGGCCUCCUUCCUUUUACUUUAGGAGGCUCAGUAUUCUGCCAGUCAGAGACAAAAGCAGUGGCAUUUCAUUCAUAUUGUGUAAGAUGAGUUUUCUUCAGCAACUACUCCCACUGGUGCUGAGUGGAGAGGGAUUAAAUGGGAUCUCAAACCUUUUUAGUUUUGGAAGUGCCUGUCCAUUACUGACAGAUGGAGGGCAAGGUGAAGAUAAAGGGUUUCAUUUGUGUGCCAAGCGCAUCAGAGCCUCUCAUACGUACAUACGUGUCAGAAUCACCUUUUAUUGGUCAAGUAUGUGCACACAAAAACAGAGAAAGUACCAGAGAGCCUCCGUCUUCUGUGUUCUGUAUGUGCUCUUUUACUAAAUAUUCAGUAUUUGAGAUUUACUUCUGGUGCUAUUUGCUCUGUUUCACUUCCCCGGCUUGCUGGCCUCCUUCUUUGUUUCUCUUUUCUCACAAUCUCUCAGUUUGUACAGUACUUUGUGCGGCUCUGUGUGUUUCAGCUCGGUCUCAGUGGGCCGACUGUACCGUUCUCUGUUUGCUCUCGCUAGUUGAAGUCCCGCAGGCAAACAGUGUCUGGUCUCUCUGGGGUCUGGGACGGUGCUGCAGCCGAGCUACACCUCUACAGUUUCACCGUAGACUCGUGUUACCACAGAGUGUCUGGGUAGUGAUGUUGUGUGAGAUAUAGAGGAGGGGGGGGGGGGUAGGUGUUUAUGUGUGUGUGUGCAUGUUGGCCAGGGAUCCAGUGUGGACUCGAGAUGCAUUUUUUGUUUUGUAAGAGCAAACAGAGUGCACGCAGAUCAAUAAAAAAAAAGUCCCAUAGCUCGACACACACGGUGAGGAUCGGCCCUCACAAGGAGAGACUAGAUCACACAUUACAGUAGGUGUGAGAGGAAGAGCAGCAGACCCUCGUAAAAACAGAGAUGCAUCCCUUUACUGGGCAAGGAAGACCUCCAAGUCAUUCAAAUGCAGGCUUGUGUCCGGACGAAGUUGCGUGUACGCAUUUUUCAAUUUAAUCUAACUCCCUCUACCUAGGCAACUCCAAAUAUUCUGUGGCACUUGAAAUUGCUCCCCUCAGCUGGUGGUGGCAGACGGAUUGAAGGAGAGAGGAGAGAGGAGGAGGGGAGGACAGAGCGAUUAGGAGACUCGAGGUGUGCUUUAACCCACUUAGCACACCAUCUCAGGGUCUCCUGCCUAAACGAGUAAAAUACUGAGCCUUCCCUUUCUGCAUCGUGACGUCACACCUCACCUGCUUUACCUGCACACGGCACAGCUGAAGGGAGAACAAGAGCUGCGGUAGACUGAAAAUAGUCGGAGGAAGAAGACGACCAGUGCUGACUCUAAACUGGUCCUCAAUGGACCAGUGAAAUCUUUUCCACCCUGCCAGUUAAAGGCAAUGUUUUUGGGAGCUGGAGGCCGUAGCACCGUCAGCAGAGUGUGUGUGGGGGCCCAUCCUCUUCCUGUUUCCCAGCACCCCUCCUGACAUGGGAUGCCAGCCUCGUGCCUCCCUGCCCUGAGCUCUCCUGGGGCGUCAUGAACAGCUACAGAGACCGAGGGGUCACUUGCACCUCCUCAGACCUCCUGGAUGGAGGAGGAGGGUUCCCCCAGCACACUCUGUUUCGUCACACCCCAAAUGGCCACCCAGCUCCCGGCCACACAGACCCGUUCAUCCAACCACGCGUCUCCGUGCCCAAAAUGGGUGUUAGGGCGCGGAUUGCAGAGUGGCCUCCGCGCCGCACGCAGUCCAGGGAGUCGCUGCUUGAAAACGGGCAAAUGGGCGGCUUUCACCACGGAGAUGACGCAUCAAUGUCCUCGUUUUUGUCGUCCGACAUCGGUCUUGUGCGGGGAGGAGUUACCAGGUUGCCACGGCGGCGGUCCAAGGAUGUAGAGUUCAGAGGAGGAGGGUUUAGCGUCGAAAGAAGCUUCCCGUUCAGCCUGAGAGCAUUCCCUCCACUGAGACAGCGCUCGAACAGCGAGGUGACGCUCAGCGAACAGGACGAGAAUGAGGUGGAGGUUCGUGGAGGUUGCGGGAUGGGUAACCUGUUCAGAGAGUAUGGCAGCACCUCCUCCAUCGACAUCCAGGGCAUUCCUGAACAGAGUUUCUUCGACAUGCUCAGCCAGUUUCACCAGGAGAGGCCCGACCAGCGCAGCUCAGCACCCGUACGCCUCGGGGAGCUGCUGCACGCUCCAGACGCUCCCUCGCCUGGUCCGUCAGGUGGGGGAAGAAAGGACGGAGCCGAGAGAGUCAGGAAGAAGAGUGGAGGGACGGAGUCGUCGCUGGGCACCUCCUCUUUGUUCAGGAAACUCAGGAGCUCGAGUCGCGGCGACCUGGAUGGAGGGAAGGGAGAGACUAGUGAGGACGGGGGAGGCAGGGGUUCAGCAGACGCCUCCUACAAACCGUGGGUGUGCCCAAAGAGCUUCGUCCACUUCGACGCUCAGAGUAUCUUGUUUGACCUCCACGAGGCGGCGGCUCAGCGGGGCUACGCCGUCCAGAGGAGGAACACCGCCACGGGGGCCUCAGCCGCGUCAGUGUCCCUGUCCGCCUCCAGAUCCUCAGCUCCGAGUGUGAACGACCCGGUUUACUCCAGCAUAGAGGAUCUGACCCUGAGCCUCGAGCCCGGCUCCAUGACACCUUCCCUGUGCGUGGACCCACUGGACGGGCCUCCCGGAGCCCACAACUCGAGCCCACUGCUCCUCUGCUGCCCGCACUUCCUCAAUGAGACCGGAGGCCACGGGGAGCGCAACAUCAGCUUCCUCAGCUCGUCAGCGGAGCGAGACGGAGGAGGAGACGGGACGAGGGGUUGGCUGAGGAGGAGCAACGCCAGCGUCUCGGUGCUGGAGGUGCCUAUUGAACAGCAGGUCACGAGACUGGACAGACUGAAACUGUACGGCGUCGAGCAUGUGGACCUGGGGGCCCGGUACUACAGAGACUACUUCCAUGGGAAAGAGCACUCAAACUACUUUGGGACAGACGAUAAAAUGGGCGCUGUGGCCCUGAGCAUCCGCAGGGAGAAGCUGGAAGACACCAAAGACCUGAAAGACCAGUACCAGUACCGCCUUAUCGUCAGAACAAGUGAGCUUGUGACCCUGCGAGGCUCCAUUUUAGAGGAUGCGGUGGCGUCCACGGGGAGGCACGGCACCGUGCGCGGUCUGCCGCUCAAGGAGGUCCUGGAGCAGGUGGUCCCUGAGCUCAGCGUCUCCUGUUUGAGGCUGGCGCUCAGCACGCCCAAAGUCACCGAGCAGCUCCUCAAACUGGACGAACAGGGGUUGAGUCAGAAGCACAAGGUGGGUGUUCUGCUGUGCCGUGCGGGCCAGAGCACCGAGGAGGAGAUGUACAACAACGAGGAGGCGUCACCCGCCUUCUCUGCCUUCCUGGAGCUGCUGGGGGAGCAGGUCCUUCUCAAAGGAUUCACCAAAUACGCUGCACAGCUGGACACAAAGACGGACUCUACGGGCACCCACUCCCUGUACACCACCUACCAGGACUACGAGGUCAUGUUCCACGUGUCCACCAUGCUGCCGUACAUGCCCAACAACCCACAGCAGCUCCUGAGAAAGAGGCACAUAGGGAACGACAUCGUCACCAUCAUCUUCCAAGAGCCGGGAGCGCUGCCUUUCACCCCGCAGAAUAUCCGCUCACACUUCCAGCAUGUCUUUGUUAUUGUCCGUGUGCACAACCCCUGCUCUGAAGGCACCUGUUACAGCGUUGCUGUGACACGAAUGAAGGAUGUGCCCCCUUUCGGCCCACCCAUCCCCAGCGGCAUCACCUUCCGGGACCCAGCAACCUUUCGGAACUUCCUUCUAGCCAAAGUCAUCAAUGCAGAAACUGCUGCGCACAAGUCGGAGAAGUUCCACACCAUGGCGACGCGAACGCGGCAGGAGUACCUGCGCGACCUGGCUGAGAAUUACGUCAGCAGCACGCCGCUCGACUCAGCCGGCAAGCUCAACAACCUCAUCUCCCUCGCGUCUAAAAAGCGGGAACGCUCCAAGGCGAGAGAGGGCGCGGAGCUGGGAGCGGCGGGGGCCAUCGCCUGGAGGGUCCAGGCCCAGGACUUCAGCGGAGGUGGGACGGAGCUGCCCUGUGCCUUGGGUUUGUCGGCCGAAUACGUCCUCCUCACAGACUGCUCCACCAAAGAGGUGGUGUUCAACUGUUUCUGUGCGGACGUGAUCGGCUGGACACCGGAGCGGUUGACGCUGAAGAUCUUCUACGGUAGAGGAGACCACAUCGCCGUGCGGGUCCCGGAAGGCUGUGCACCGGACAUCAGGGAGGUGGUGCAGAGGUUAAAGUCCUUGACGGUGGGGUGUGAGACGGUGGACAUGACUCUGAGAAGAAACGGACUGGGACAACUGGGCUUCCAUGUCCGCCUGGACGGCACUGUGGCUGAGGUGGAGGAAUACGGCUUUGCCUGGCAGGCAGGACUGAGACAGGGCAGUCGGUUGGUGGAGAUCUGCAAGGUGGCCGCGGUGACGCUGACUCACGAGCAGAUGAUCGACCUGCUGAGGACGUCGGUCACGGUCAAAGUCAUCAUCAUCCCUCCGUACGAAGAGGGGGGGCCUCGCAGGGGCUGCACAGAGGAGUAUGAGAUGAAGACCAUGGAGCAGAAGCCAGAACCUGAGCCCCUGGCGGCCGGCUACCGGCCCUCCCCUCGCCCGAUGUGGCGAUGGGACAGCCCACCCAUUCCUCCAGGGCUCCACAGUGUCCCCAACCAACAGCGCUGGGCCCCCAUGGGUCCCCCUCCUCCUCCACUGCCCCGCUCACACAAGACCCUGAUGCCUGUGCCCUACAGGGAGCCCCAGCACCUCAACUCUAAGAGGCCAGUGAGCUACCCAGAGAACCACUACAGUCUGUCUCCUGCAGGAGGCGACAGAGUGCUGCCCUACAGAAACCCCUCUGCCAGCUUCUCCUCACCCUCCUCCGGCCUAGUCGGCCUCUCCAUGAUGGGGCCGCCUGGAAUCACACCAGGCCCCUUCAUACGCUACAAACCCUCCCCGGACAGAUAUGGAGCAGGACAGCGCCCCCUGCUGCCCUAUGAGCCCCAUUUCAGUGUGGACGUCACCUCCAGUGGAGAGUCUUCCUCAGGCUUCACCAGUCAGGAAAGCACCAUGGAGCGCUGCAAAACAGAACCCCUCUGGCAUGUCCCAGUGCCGUCGUCUCGGGGUCCUGGGGGUGGAGGGGGGCAGAGGAGACCAACCAGACAGGAUGUCCCGGGGAAAGACUCUCCAAACAGACACUCGAAGGGCGAGACUCCGUACUCCAGCCACUCCAGCAGUAACACUCUGUCCAGUAACGCCUCCAGCAGCCACAGCGACGAGCGCUGGUUCGAUGGAGGAGCCGGAGGAGAGCGAGGAGGCGACCCGGUGGACCCUGACCCCGACCUUCUCAACAAGGGGGGGUCCAACGACAGUGGGAUCGACGCCUCAACCCACUACAACAACAAUCGGCAGGGAAACAUGUCCAACAGCCAGUCCCACAAGCCCAUGCACUCCUUUGCGCCCUACAGCGGCAUCCAGGAGCUGUCCGUGGGAAACGGCAGCGGCAGCAGCGGAGAGGCGAGGAGACGAGAGUCCUCGCCCAUCAUAGCAGCUUCAGCUAAUCAGAACAAAGGGUACCGCACCAGGACAUUCCCGCCUCCGGGCUCCAGCGCCGAGAAAAUGGAUGCUUUCAAGCCCAGGGCCUACACACCGCAGGGUUACAAGACUCCAACAGCUGAGAAAGCCCGGCCUGUCCGAGCCGCUACCACGACACCCACCUCGGCUCAUUUAAGCUCCACCCCUCUGUCCAGCUCCGCCCCCAAGGCCUUUUAUGGGAAGAGCAGACCAACCGGCUGGCAGAACGACGACAACAGUCUGUCGCCUUCAAACGCAACCACGACACCCAUCUCUGACAGCAGCAAGAGCAAGAAGCAGGUGGAUACAAACUCAAAGAACGUGUUUGGACAACCUCGGCUCCGGGCCUCACUGAGGGAUCUGCGUUCUCCGAGACGGACUUACAAAAGCACCGUCGAAGACGACCUUAAGAAACUGAUCAUCAUGGACAACCUGGGAGACACGCCACAAAGAGAUCCGUCUCCCAGGCGAACCUUGCAGCGCACCUUCUCAGAUGAGUCGCUGUGCAGCGGCCGCAGAGAGGCCAGCUUCGCCAACUCCGAGAACCCGAUGACGCCCACUGACGUUCUGUUCACCUGCACGCUGCCCACACGCAGACACGGCAUCUCCAACCAAAUGCAGGGCAAGAAGGUGCCUCUGUCCGCCUCAGAGCUGUCUCUCACAGAAGUCAGAGACAAAGUUCCCCCCCUGAGGAGGCUCGAUCCCGGGCUGAUGCCUCUUCCUGACACAGCCUGUGGGCUGGAGUGGUCCAGCCUGGUCAACGCUGCCAAAGCCUACGAAGGUGAGGCGGGAGACACUUCAGGAUUAGCACAAAGAGCCGUUUCCCUCUUCUCGCUGAAUGAGCCACAGGUCGGAGGUCCGGACAUGAGAGCAGUCGUCAGUCCAGUCCAGUUUCAGACUCCUCAGACACCACGCACCACACCGACCUUCAGCGGCGACGAGGUGCCCAACGAAUUGUCUGGUCGGCUCUUCCACCUGGAAGUGAUGUUGAAACAGCUCAACAAUGAUCUGGAGAAAGAGAAGAAGGAUAAAGUCAUUCUGCUGGCAGAGAUGGCCAACCUGAGAGAGAAUAACCAGCGCUUGCAGGUGGAGAGCGUCACAGCCAGUGAGCAGCUGCGCAAGUUCAACACUCUUUUUACUGACAACGGCCAGACAGAGAGUGAGCACGAGGCUCACUCCUUAACACACGACAGUGACUCGAGGAGGGAGUGAUGCCUGCAGAAGAAGAAGAAGAAGAAGAAGAGAGGCCACAGAGGAAGGGCCGGCGGUGAGAGUACCCAUGAUUCCUUGCACGCGCAGCGGCGGCAGAGGUCACAAUGAUGUCACCUCACUCAGCUUCCACUGGACUGCCUUAAACUGUAGAGAGAGCAAAAAACAAGACCGUUGAUUUUUAAAUUCAUCACUCCCCGAAAGUCCCACCCAGCCUGCACACAGAGACCCUCCCUCUCUAAUCUCUGAGCCUGUUUAUUUUUAUAGACUGAAGUCAGAAAGUCUUACACACUUGUCAUAUAUAUAUAUGUAUAUAUAUAUAUAUAUAUAUAUAUAUAUGUGUGUGUAUAAACAUAUGCUACUAUGCCAGAGGAGCGAGUAGGAGAGGAAACUGUUUUAGAGAACGCCACAUCACCUGGAGAGGCCUAAUACUGUUCCUGCAGCGAAUCAGCCAAAAAAAAAGACUCAUUACAGACAGCAUCUCCCAGAAUGCACUAGAAGUAAUGGAAGCUCUACAGACAUGGUACAGUAGAUAGAUGCCUGUGUGGUACAAUUCUCAUGUAUCAAUAUUACCCAUAUUGUACUCAUAUUGUCGUACUAAAGGUGUGUGUGUGUGUGUGUGUGUGUGUGUGUGUGUGUGUGUG